This is a messenger RNA of Alternaria ethzedia, 1122 nucleotides long. RefSeq lists its product as uncharacterized. The record is from RefSeq and is a predicted model, not a curated record. Gene Ontology annotation, molecular function: Hsp70 protein binding. Gene Ontology annotation, cellular component: endoplasmic reticulum membrane. The transcript has 2 exons. Gene Ontology annotation, biological process: cellular response to misfolded protein. Bases 1 to 1122 code for a protein of 373 amino acids. NCBI's taxonomy places the organism in Eukaryota, Fungi, Ascomycota, Dothideomycetes, Pleosporales, Pleosporaceae.
AUGCUGAACUCCAAGCCAGUAGAGCCUGAAGAGCGCGAUCACUACUUCGACUUAGGUUUGGACGAGUACGCGACAACAGCAGAAAUCAAGAAGGCCUUCAAACGAUUAGCGCUACUAUAUCAUCCGGAUAAGAAGGCACCAGGCAAAACCAUAGAUGCUGUCGAGUUUAGACAGGUGCGCGAGGCAGUCGAGAUAUUGGCAGAUCUAGAAGCACGAAGCGAAUACGACACACGAUACCCAGACAUCCAGGAAAACUGGAAUGUCUAUUAUGAGGCUUAUGCGAACUACGAAAUCCGAGUCGAACUCGAGCGCAUCAAAGCUGAAGUACAACGAGCUCGUAUACAGAUGGAGAAACAGCAGCAGGCAGAAGAGAGAAAACGCAAAGCAGAAGAUGAAGCUCGUGCAGAUGCUGAGCGAACUGCUCGAGAGAAGAAGGAAAAGCUUGCGGAAGAGCGAUCGCGACAAGCAGCAGAGCGUGCCGAGAAAGCGCGAGCUAUAGUUGCGGAAGAGCGACUGCGGAAGUGGAAAGAAGAGCAAGAGACUAUGCGAAAGCUGCGCCGAGAAGUGCGCCAAAAGGAGGCCGAAGAGCGCGAAGCAAAAGUUAGAGAACAACAUCGCCUUGAACAAGAGCGAAAAGCCCAAGAGUACCUCGCUGCACUGGAGGCACAGCAGAAGCUCGCAGAGCAGAAGGCACGCCAGGUGGAAGAAUUGAUGGUUCGAACAUACAUGCAACAAUUCUUUACCGAGACCGCCGACGCAGAGAGUCAACGCAUACAGCGCCGCGUCCGCCUGGCGCACAUCUGGGCGCGACAACUCCAUACAGACGCAAAGACUGCUGCUGGUGCGGGACCUGAUGCCAAAUCCGAGUAUGUGGAGUUGGGCUGGCAUAGGAUUGACGGUACGGCCACGUGUGACUUCUGCAUCAAGGAUGUGAAGCUGUACUUUUUUGCGUGUCCCCUAGGAGGUGCGGCGGCCUGCGGAGACUGCAAGUAUAAGUUCGCGCAUGGGUACGAGACGGCGAGUGGGGAGGUCAUCGGAAAGCGGAAGGUGGAGGAGAAGAAAGCCGCCAAGGUUGGUGGGAAGAAGGGGAAGGCAAAGGGUAAAGGCAAGGGGAAGAACUAA